Messenger RNA from Neomonachus schauinslandi (Hawaiian monk seal), 606 nucleotides. RefSeq names its product small leucine rich protein 1 (gene SMLR1). NCBI's taxonomy places the organism in Eukaryota, Metazoa, Chordata, Mammalia, Carnivora, Phocidae. The record is from RefSeq and is a predicted model, not a curated record.
AUGAGGAAAACGGCCCUUACUUCAAAGGCAUUCAUCUGUACACAGUCUGAUAGCCCAGGUAUCAGUCAGUGGAACUUUAGCACCUUCCACUGCUGGACUUCAGAACUUUCAUUGGCCUAUGACAUAUGUAUAUUUUCCAAUAAUAUUAAUGAUUUUUCAUACUACAUGGUAAAGAGCCAGAAAGCAGGGACCAUGACUUACUAUUCUUUGUACAGCCAGCAUCUAGCCAAGAGAAUUCACGGGGCUGUUGAAAUAGAGCAAAGUCCACAAGAUUUCCAUCGAGAUGUGCUGAGCAAAGGCCGGAGCCCCAGAAGAAAACAAGUGCAGACUCUGAGCAAAGCUGCCCUCACCCAGAGGGUGAACUCGCUGCCCCUGGGGUCUGGGUGAUUGGCAAUGAGCCCUGUGAUGUUGGCAUUCAUGAGGGAGCUCCCCGGCUGGUUCCUGCUCACUGGGGUCUUCCUACCUGUGACCUUGCUGCUGCUUCUUCUCAUCGCCUACUUCAGGAUCAAACUGAUGGAGGUUAAUGAAGAACUGUCGCAGAGCCCCCAUGACCAGCACAAACGCAAGGCUGGCUCUUACCUGUACCAGCGGAUGAAAAGAACGUGA